CUCUUAGUGAUGCAGUACAUUGAUUUAAGAAAUUCUAGAAAAUAUAUCAAUCUUACAAACAAAAUUACUGAUAAGGAUUGUAAUUGUUCAUUUCAACAUUUUUAUAUUUAUUUCGAAGAUCAUGUUCUGGAAGAGUUCUCAUGACAGCGCAGUGGAAAGAAAACAAAUUUUGAAGAUCGUCGUGUACUUAUAAAAUAAUCUACAAUUCCUAGCAGUUUUGUUAUUAGUUUACGUUUCAAUAGUGACACGACGCGACGCCAGCCAGUACCAUACAUAUAUUUAAAGUUUCUCAUUCCAAUCGUAGUGCUUAGAAAUUGACAAAAUGGUUGCAGCGACUGUAGCAACUGUUGGAUCCGUCAUUGUUUCUCAAGGGGCUGUUGUUUGUUCUGCUGCAGCGGAGGGUGCUUUCAUUGGUUGGUUAACAUCAACCUUUGGUGCUGGAAACGCCACUUCCGUUGCUGGUGCAAUCGGAACUGCUGCUUCAACCGGUGCAAUAACUGGUGCACUUGCUGGGUCAGGCACCGCUGCUGAAUCGGCUAUAAUUGGAGCAACUGUUGCCAGCACAGCAGCUACAGGUGUCUCAGCUACAAGCAUAGGAUUGUCUGGAGCAGUCUCUGGUGGCGUUCUAGGUGGACCGGCUUUAUGGCUUGUCUUGGGAACUGAAUUCAACGAUGGAACAGCUGUACAGUGCCUAUCCUACGACUGUUGGAAACCAUUACUGCGCGACACGUCUACCAAUCCUUCCAACGGCAUGCUACUCCGCGAUGUAUUGAUGGAUUCAAGAAUCAAGAACGUUGAUGUAUCGUACGGUACAAGUGAAAUUUAUCCUCUGAUCAGUUUGGAAAACGUAUGGGGUGAAAAAUUUAGGAUUGAGUACGUUCGUUUGCCCUGGAAUGAAAUGGCUGCACAUGCUGUGCCAUUGUAAGAAGUGUACAACAAAUGUAAGC
This is a messenger RNA of Bradysia coprophila, 947 nucleotides long. RefSeq lists its product as uncharacterized. NCBI's taxonomy places the organism in Eukaryota, Metazoa, Arthropoda, Insecta, Diptera, Sciaridae. The record is from RefSeq and is a predicted model, not a curated record.